GAGAGAGAGAGAGAGAGAGAGAGAGAGAGACGUCCUUCGCAUCGGUGCACCUCAACCGAAGUUGCGUCGCCUCGUGUAUAUAUAUACACGCUUACGCGGAUAUACGUAGACACUAGUGCAAAGAAUAGACGAGGAGAAGUGUGCGCGAUCUCGCGCAAAAAAGAAACGAGCGGACACGUGACAAAGGAGAUCGCGGAAACGCGCGUAUACGCGACACCUUGCUCUUUUAGCCGCAUACGCGAGUGAAGCUUUACGACGCGAGUUUAAGCGCGCUCUUUUUCUCUUCUUUUUUUCUUUCUUUUUUUCUCCUUUUUUCCUUUUUUUCUUCCCACGUAUACCAAGGGAAAUUUGUCCUCUUCCCUGUACCACCUUUCUUCGGCUUUACGUUCGUUUUCUUUGAUCUUUGAAAAAGCCACCGCGAUGUCAAAAAUAUCGACGACGCAAAAGAAUAUGCUCGACGGCAUGUUCACAGAAACGGGAAGCUUCACCUCCAACGGAAGCAUGAUCGUUGUGAGCAACAGGUUGCCGUUCGUGCUGAAGAGAAACGAGCUGUCUGGUAAACUGGAACGAAAGGCCAGCGCCGGUGGUCUCGUAACUGCAGUCGCACCGGUCGUAAUAAGUGGAAAUGGAGUUUGGGUCGGAUGGCCUGGCAUGCAUAUGGAGAAUCCCGACGAACCGAUUCCAGAAUCGGAUCCCAACGAUCGAACGCCAACAGCCGGUCUUCUAUCUCGUAAGGUCGUAGCCGUGCACGUAGAUCCUGGUAUCUUCGAUUCUUACUACAAUGGGUGCUGCAACGGAACGUUUUGGCCGCUGUUUCACUCGAUGCCGGACAGGGCUACUUUUAUCGCCGAACAUUGGCGAGCUUAUUCGGCCGUCAACGAGAAAUUUGCAGCCAAGACGGUCGGCGCUUUGGAGCAGAUCCACAAGGAACAAGCGAAUCAGAACAACGGCACUCCUCUCGUUUGGAUUCACGACUAUCACUUGAUGACGGCGGCCAAUUGGGUCAGACAGGCCGCCGACGACAAGAAUCUGAAAUUGAAGUUGGGCUUCUUCCUUCACAUUCCGUUCCCACCCUGGGACAUAUUUCGACUUUUCCCAUGGGCCGACGAGAUACUUCAGGGUAUGCUCGGUUGCGACAUGGUCGGUUUCCACAUCCAAGAUUACUGCUUGAACUUCGUCGACUGUUGCCAAAGGAGCCUCGGCUGCAGGGUGGAUCGUAAAAAUUUGUUGGUCGAGCACGGCGGUAGAACCGUGCGCGUACGACCACUUCCGAUCGGCAUACCCUUCGACAGAUUCGUUUCUCUCGCUGAAACCGCCAACAAGGUCAUGCUUACCAAUCAAAAGAUCGUCCUGGGGGUCGAUAGGCUCGAUUAUACCAAGGGUCUUGUACAUCGUUUGAAGGCCUUUGAAAUGUUGCUGGAAAGACAUCCGGAACAUCGCGAACAGGUAACCAUGCUACAAAUCGCUGUACCCUCGAGAACGGACGUGCGAGAGUAUCAAGAUUUGAAGCUCGAGAUGGAUCAAUUGAUAGGAUGUAUAAACGGACGCUUUACAACGCCCAAUUGGUCGCCGAUUCGUUAUAUCUACGGUUGCGUUAGUCAGGACGAAUUGGCGGCCUUUUACAGGGAUGCCGCCGUCGCUCUGGUCACUCCUCUCAGAGACGGCAUGAAUCUGGUGGCGAAGGAAUUCGUUGCCUGUCAGAUAAACACACCGCCGGGUGUUUUGAUAGUCUCGCCGUUUGCCGGUGCCGGCGAAAUGAUGCACGAGGCCUUGAUAUGUAAUCCUUACGAGAUAGACGAGGCCGCCGAAGUGAUCCAUCGAGCCCUCACCAUGCCGGAGGACGAACGUACUCUGAGGAUGAAUCAUUUGCGCCGUCGUGAAAGGAUCUACGACGUCAAUUAUUGGAUGAAAUCCUUCCUUCAAGUCAUGGGCUCGCUCGAGGAACGCGAUUCCGUCGGUGCUACGACGAUGCAACCGGUAACGAUGGACGAUUUUGACGAUUACCUCAGCAAGUCCCCUAGGUACAUCGGCGAUAACCACAAGUUGGCCCUCUUAUUGGAUUACGACGGUACCUUGGCGCCGAUCGCAACGCAUCCGGAUUUGGCGAUCUUGCCGUUGGAAACGAAAAACGUUUUGCACAGGCUCUCCAACAUGUCCGACGUUUACAUAGCCAUUAUAUCCGGUAGAAACGUGAAUAACGUUAAGUCGAUGGUCGGCAUAGAUGGUAUCACGUACGCCGGUAAUCACGGCUUGGAGAUUUUACAUCCCGAUGGGAGCAAAUUCGUUCAUCCUAUGCCGAUCGAGUGCGAAGGAAAAGUCGCCAAUUUGAUGCAAGCUCUUCAGGAUCAGCUCUGCAAGGACGGUGCAUGGGUAGAAAACAAAGGAGCCUUGCUAACGUUCCACUAUCGGGAGACACCGAUGGAAAGACGCCCGGAGAUGGUGGAGCAGGCAAAGAAAUUGAUCGAGAAGGCCGGUUUUAAGGCAUGCUCGGCGCAUUGCGCCAUAGAGGCGAAGCCUCCGGUCGAAUGGAACAAAGGACGAGCCUCCAUUUACAUUCUUCGUACGGCUUUCGGUCUGGAUUGGAGCGAACGAAUAAGGAUCAUUUACGCCGGUGACGAUACCACCGACGAGGACGCCAUGAAAGCCUUGAAGGGUAUGGCUGCCACCUUCCGCGUGGCUUCGUCUCACAUCAUACGCACGUCGGCGGAGAGACGCUUGCCAAGUACGGAUUCGGUUCUCACCAUGCUAAAGUGGGUCGAGAGACAUCUUAGCAGGCGUAAACCGCGUAACAGCACCGACAUGCAAUCGAAAUUCCGGCGCAGCAGCGCGGGUAUCACCAUGGAGAUGUCUUACACACCGACGAACGCAUCGACCAACACGUUAGAAUCGUAGACGGUACUUUUGUAGUAUGUACGUAUUUCCUUCGAAAUACGUUAGCGUGCCGAUCUGAUAUCUACGAUCGAUCGGAUCAAUGUCGCCAGGCUUUAUAAUAAUCUAAUCUUAGUAAGGAUAUGACGAUAGACGAUGAGGGAGAUAGAGAAGGAAGCAUAGAAAGGACGAGAGUAAAAAGGCCGACGCGUAUCUAAUCCAAAGAAACAAACGUAUGCGAUCUACGGAUAUCGAUGUAGAGGAGAUGUGUCACUUUUAGAAAGAAACGUCGAUCGUUUAAACAAUUCUAAUUCCUACGUUAUCACAUUCAUCGCCGGUACGAUCGCGAGUACGACAGGAGGCUUGCGACGAGACGUCCGACGGCGCAUAACGUACCUAUAUAGCACGUACGAGAUAGAAGAUUUUUCCUUUUCUCGAGAUCGAUGUAUUUUUAGUAAUCGAGCGACUUUUAGCUCUAAUCCACGACCCUAUGAGAGAUCGUAGGGUAGAAAGUAAACGUGUCCAAAGAAUACCGUCGUUGUAUCCACGCGAUUGGAAGAAGAGAAGUAGGCUCCCACGAAGAAUUCCUGAAUUCGCGUCGCUAGCUCAACGUCGCCUUAAUCGUACACUCACGAGGAGUAGCGCUUAGCCGAAAUAACUAAAAUAUCUUAGAUGUUACGUUGCCCAAGGGAGAAAAAGAAAAAGAAGAAGAGGAAGAGGACCAAGGAGAGAAAGAAGAAGAAGAAGAAGAAGAAGAAACGAGAGCAGUUUGGAAUAAAUCGCGCGUGUGUUUCUUUUCGGAUUUUGAUACUUUUCAAGAAAAAAAAAAAAAAAAAAAAAAAAAAAACAGAAUUGGCAUAUAAAACGCGAUAGUAAUUUUUCUUCGAGCGAUCGAAAUCUAUCUUCUUUUUUAUACGUGUAUGUUUUUUUCUUUUCGUCAUUAUUUUUUACGCUAAUUUUUUGCGUUGAUCAAAAUUAAACGAUCGUGCGAGAUGGUGGUAAAGAAGAAUAAUUUCUAAAAAGGAUCGAUAGUAAAGAGUUUUUGUCACUUCAAUUAGAUCUUCCGUCAAAUAUCAUUGUAUACUUGGUAUCGUAAAAAUGUCGCUUAUUCGUUUGCAGCUUCGAUGAAGUUUGUUUUCGCAUUGGGCGCUCUUUUAUAAAGCUAAAGAUUUAUUAUUCAAACGAGAUGAAAAAUUUCUUCGAAAAAUUACAGUGCCAAUCUAAAAUCCCAUAUCAAUAGCGUACUAAUAAAUGUCAAUUUAGUGAUAAGGAGUUAACUAAAGGACAUGUACGACCUCUUUUACAUGCGUGUCCAUCAAACAAUGCAUGCGUAAUGAAUGCGCGCGAGCGAUACAAUACUCUACUAACGAAACAAUGAUAUAUAGACUCGAAUAAGUAAAUUAUAAGAUUCUCAUAGAUUUUUCACUUUUUCUAAAUAGAAUAAGUCGUACGAGACGUUCUUUUUUUUUCUUUCUAUAAGUUUUUUAAGAAUCUCGAAACGCCAUCGAUUAUUUCUCUGUGUGAAAUAUUUUUAUAAAAGUUUGCGGGACAAAACGCGACGAUUUAAAAUGUCCUCCAUUUUGCGAGACACGAAAGAGUAACUUUAUCGAUUCUUCGUUCCCACCGAUCUUCUUUAAGCGUGUACCGUACGUGUAAAUACGUACGUAUGCACGCAACACACGUAAACACGUACGCAUACACAUAUAUAUCGGCGUUCUAUCGUUAAAUCGUACCAGUAGCGAAAUAUUACAACAUACGUGGAACGACUAAUUUUCCGCACAGUCAUUGAUUUCCUCUUCCUCUCUCUCUUUCUCUCUCUUUCUCUGUCUGUCCGUCUGUCUCUCUCCCGCUCCCCCGUCUAUUUCCUUUUUCUUAUACUUUCCUUUUCCUUGAAACGAAUGAUAAUUAUUCCUUGUUUAAAAUCUAUUGGAAACGAACGAGAAGAAACUGGCCCGUUGCGAUAUUUCCACUUACGUACACUUUUGAAACGAAUGUAUAUAUAUAUAAAAGAGUGCAGAAUUGAAUCUUAGUUUUGUAUAUAAAUGAAUAAUAGUUUUUAGCUCGUCAUGGGUGUGCAUAUACAUAUAAAACAUAUGCGUACGUGUCGGAGACCUUAAGCACGCACAGAAAGAAGACGCGCGAUAAGAAGAACGCACGAGCACGGCGCACAUGUAGUGUAUGUAUUUGUUAUGUAUAUAAAAAGGGAACGCGCGCGCAUUAUGUAUGUGUGAUAUGUAUAUAUGUACGCACGUUAGCAUGUAUAUAUGCCUAUACACGGAGAGAAAGAGCGCGUGCAUUUUUGCAUAAAUCUAUUGUAGUUUGUUCCGAUGGUUGUAAGAGAAGGCAUUCAAAACGGAGAAAUAAAUGUCCUCGAAGAAAAUA
This is a messenger RNA of Vespula pensylvanica (western yellowjacket), 5250 nucleotides long. It is a transcript of the gene Tps1, whose product is annotated as alpha,alpha-trehalose-phosphate synthase [UDP-forming]. Gene Ontology annotation, cellular component: cytosol; alpha,alpha-trehalose-phosphate synthase complex (UDP-forming). The record is from RefSeq and is a predicted model, not a curated record. Gene Ontology annotation, molecular function: catalytic activity. Gene Ontology annotation, biological process: trehalose biosynthetic process. The transcript is spliced from 9 exons. Lineage: Eukaryota; Metazoa; Arthropoda; Insecta; Hymenoptera; Vespidae. Bases 421 to 2892 code for a protein of 823 amino acids.